UGUCCCAAAAGUUUGAUAAUCAAAACAAAAAUGGUAAGGAUCGGACUUUUAAAUGUGUUAAUGAGACAAAAGGCCUUGUCCAGGAAUUUUUUCAAAUUCGGCAAAAAAAAUGGAGAUACAGGCAACUUUGCACGAAUUGUAUCCGCCGGCAAGGUAUCCGAGGAACGUAGUGUUCCUGAUGAAAUCCAAAAGCCAGCGUACUACUUCAAGAAUUUACCGCCUGGAGAUACCCUGGGGACGCCAGAAAUUAAAAAUAAGGAGCAGAUAGAAGGGAUGCGAUUAAGUGGAAAGCUUGCAGCACAGGUUCUUCGUGAAUGCGGAAAGCUGGCAGUUGUUGGCAAAACCACCGAUGAGAUAGAUGCUUAUGCCCAUGAUCGGAUUAUUGGGGCCAAUGCCUACCCCUCGCCACUUAGAUACGCCGGAUUUCCAAAGUCCAUUUGUACCUCAAUUAACAAUGUCGCCUGCCAUGGUAUUCCCGAUGAUCGAAAGUUGGAAAACGGCGACAUUAUAAAUAUUGAUGUUACGGUGUUUUUGAAUGGAUACCACGGAGACUGUUCAAAGACAUUUCUUGUUGGUGAUGUUGAUGAAAAGGGUAGAUAUCUCGUUGAUGCCACAAAAUCGUGCUUAGAUCAGAGCAUUGACCUAUGCGGCCCUGAUGUGGAAUUCCAAAAGAUUGGACAGUUUAUUGAGAGCUUCUGUUCAGAGCAUGGUCUGGAAUCUGUUGCAGCGUUUAUUGGCCAUGGAAUCGGAAGCUAUUUUCAUGGUCCACCAGAGAUAUAUCACUAUUACAACGAUGUUCCUGGAAAGAUGCAGCCCGGCAUGACCUUUACCAUUGAACCAAUUUUGUCUCUCGGCGGAUCAGAGUAUGAUCUCCUGGAGGAUGGAUGGACGGCAUUGAGUUUAGAUGGAGCUCGCAGUGCCCAAUUCGAACACACCAUUCUCAUCACAGACAAUGGAACCGAAAUACUCACAAAACCUUGAUUUCUGUACAUGAAUUUUUAUUCGUGACGUUUGCAGACAUGUUGCAAGUUUGUAAUUCCCAUAAAGUGUAAAUAUGUGUCAGAUGA
Drosophila bipectinata is the source of this 1067-nucleotide messenger RNA. Its product is annotated as methionine aminopeptidase 1D, mitochondrial. Gene Ontology annotation, biological process: proteolysis. Gene Ontology annotation, molecular function: metalloaminopeptidase activity. Gene Ontology annotation, cellular component: mitochondrion. The record is from RefSeq and is a predicted model, not a curated record. Lineage: Eukaryota; Metazoa; Arthropoda; Insecta; Diptera; Drosophilidae.